Molecule: messenger RNA, 1835 nt
Organism: Psammomys obesus (fat sand rat)
Lineage: Eukaryota; Metazoa; Chordata; Mammalia; Rodentia; Muridae
Gene: Tbx21
Product: T-box transcription factor 21
Exons: 6
Coding region: 1-1611 (536 amino acids)
Biological process (GO): cell fate specification; regulation of transcription by RNA polymerase II; positive regulation of DNA-templated transcription
Cellular component (GO): nucleus
Molecular function (GO): RNA polymerase II cis-regulatory region sequence-specific DNA binding; DNA-binding transcription factor activity, RNA polymerase II-specific
Source: RefSeq, a predicted model, not a curated record
AUGGGCAUCGUGGAGCCCGGCUGCGGAGACAUGCUGACCGGCGCCGAGCCGAUGCCGAGUGACGAGGGCCGGGGUCCCGGAGCGGAGCAACAGCCUCGCUUCUUCUACCCGGAGCCCGGCGCGCAGGAGCCCUCCACCGAGCGCCACCACGGAGGUGGCGGCCUGGGGACGCCCUACUCCGGGGGAGCCCUGGUGCCCGCCGCGCCCGGACGCUUCCUCGGAGCCUACGCCUACCCUCCCCGGGCCCAGGCGGCCGGCUUCCCCGGGGCCGGAGAGCCCUUCCCGCCGCCCGCGGCCGCCGAGGGCUACCCGGCCGGAGAUGGCUACGCCGCCCCGGACCCGCGCGCCGGGCUCUACCCGGGCCCCCGCGAGGACUACGCGCUGCCCGCGGGGCUGGAGGUGUCGGGGAAGCUGAGGGUGGCGCUCAGCAACCACCUGUUGUGGUCCAAGUUCAACCAGCACCAGACGGAGAUGAUCAUCACCAAGCAGGGGAGGCGAAUGUUCCCAUUCCUCUCGUUCACUGUGGCCGGGCUGGAGCCCACGAGCCAUUACAGGAUGUUUGUGGAUGUGGUCUUGGUGGACCAGCACCACUGGCGGUACCAGAGUGGCAAGUGGGUGCAGUGUGGCAAGGCAGAAGGCAGCAUGCCAGGGAACCGCUUGUACGUCCACCCAGACUCCCCCAACACCGGAGCCCACUGGAUGCGCCAGGAAGUUUCAUUUGGGAAACUAAAGCUCACCAACAACAAGGGGGCUUCCAACAAUGUGACCCAGAUGAUCGUCCUGCAGUCCCUCCACAAGUAUCAGCCCCGGCUCCACAUCGUGGAGGUGAACGAUGGAGAGACCGAGGCCGCCUGCAGCGCCUCCAACACUCACGUCUUCACUUUCCAAGAGACCCAGUUCAUUGCGGUGACUGCCUACCAGAACGCUGAGAUCACUCAGCUGAAAAUCGACAACAACCCCUUUGCCAAAGGCUUCCGGGAGAACUUUGAGUCCAUGUAUACAUCUGUUGACACCGGCGUCCCCUCCCCACCUGGACCCAACUGUCAACUCCUUGCGGGAGACCCCUACUCACCUCUUCUGUCCAGCCAGUACACUGUUCCCAGCCGCUUCUACCCUGACCUUUCCGGCCAGCCCAAGGAUGUGGUGUCACAACCUUACUGGCUGGGCACACCUCGGGAACACAGUUAUGAGGCCGAGUUCCGAGCAGUGAGCAUGAAGCCCUCGUUCCUGCCCUCUGCCUCCGGGCCCACUGUGCCCUACUACCGCGGCCAAGAAGUCCUGGCACCAGGAGCUGGCUGGCCUGUGGCCCCUCAGUACCCAACUAAGAUGAGCCCGGCUGGCUGGUUCCGUCCCAUGCGAACUCUGCCCAUGGACCCUGGCCUGGGAGCCACAGAUGGAAGGGGGCCAGAGGAACAGGGCUCCCCAUCACUGUGGACUGAGGUGCCCUCCCUCAGGCCGGAGCCCAGCGACUCGGGACUAGGCGAAGGGGAGUCAAAGAGGAGGCGGAUAUCUCCCUACCCUUCCAGCGGAGACAGCUCCUCUCCUGCCGGAGCCCCCUCGCCCUUUGAUAAGGAAACCGAAGGCCAGUUUUAUAACUAUUUUCCCAACUGAGAAGAUGCCACGGAAUCGGAAGGCGCCAACUAACUUAGACAACAGACACGGGGCCCCCGAGCUCUCGCCAUCCCUUCCCUGUGCGGUGAUUGGUUGGGGAAGGAGAGGGGCAAGAAGGAUCCUGGGGUUCGAUGGCUGUUUCCUGGCCCACUAGGAAAUAUGACAGGAGUGUCCCCUGUCCCUUCCUCUGCCCGAAUCACAGUCAUGUACCUGGUGCUGCUUUU